AUGGGUUCAAGUAAAUCAAUGUUAAAGCGGUCUAUGAUACGUGGUGAUGAAAUACAAGUUUUACAAGUUUAUCGUUCUCGUUCCGAUAUUCGACGCCAUAUUGAUCCUAAUCUAGUAUUAAAUGAAGAUGGUGAUACAUUUGUACAUUAUGCAAGUCAUUUUGCUAUGAAAACAUUUCUCAGGAAAGAACUUAUAUUAAAUGUAUUAUUGAACCAAUGGGAUAGUCAGGGAUAG
This is a messenger RNA of Rotaria sp. Silwood1, 234 nucleotides long. Lineage: Eukaryota; Metazoa; Rotifera; Eurotatoria; Philodinida; Philodinidae. The record is from the annotation of a GenBank genome assembly.